Mercenaria mercenaria is the source of this 3435-nucleotide messenger RNA. RefSeq names its product delta-1-pyrroline-5-carboxylate dehydrogenase, mitochondrial-like. The record is from RefSeq and is a predicted model, not a curated record. Gene Ontology annotation, molecular function: L-glutamate gamma-semialdehyde dehydrogenase (NAD+) activity. Gene Ontology annotation, cellular component: mitochondrial matrix. NCBI's taxonomy places the organism in Eukaryota, Metazoa, Mollusca, Bivalvia, Venerida, Veneridae. The transcript is spliced from 16 exons. Bases 111 to 1862 code for a protein of 583 amino acids.
GAGAUAGACAUAUCAUAUACGGCUAUUUAAUUGGUCAACAAUGCGCACACCUCUUGAACGACCUUGACAUAUCCACUGAACGAUUCGACAAAUUUUGGAGUGAAAAAAAAAUGUUUCUUGCAAGGAAUUCCCGCACUGUCAGUCGAAAACUAAAUUCCUUUUAUGUGAGAGCUCUUUCUUCAGAGGCGUUCAACUUUGAUACAUUUGUUGCCAAAAAUGAGCCAAUGCCAACAUAUGCUCCAGGGUCGAAGGAAAGACAACUCUUGGAAGAUAAGUUAAAAAGUUAUGAUGGCAAAGUCAGAGAUAUUCCAAUUGUGAUAGGUGAUGAGGAAAUACGAACCAAAGAUGUUAGAAGUCAAGUUUGUCCAUUUGAUCACCAUAGAAAAAUCUCCACUUUUUCAUACGCAACACAGGAUAUUAUCAAGAAAGGAAUAGAAAAUAGUUUAGCUGCAAGAAGAGACUGGGAGAGAACUCCACUUGAGAAGAGAGCAGAAAUCUUCUGGCGUGCUGCUGAGUUGAUGACUAACAAGUACAGAUAUGACCUUUUAGCGACAACAAUGCUAGGCCAGGGCAAGAACAUUUGGCAAGCAGAGAUAGAUGCAGCUGCUGAACUUAUAGACUUCAUCAGGUUUAAUAUACAGUUUGCCAGGGAAAUAACGAAGUACCAGCCACUUAGUCCCAACCCAGAGGAAACUAAUACUAUUGUCUAUAGAGGUGUAGAGGGGUUUUGGGCAGCAGUUACACCAUUCAACUUUACAGCAAUAGGAGGCCAUCUUCCAGCGGCACCUGCUUUAAUGGGAAAUGUCAGUUUAUGGAAGCCCUCUGAUACAGCCAUGUUGUCAAACUACACAGUGUACAACAUUUACCGGGAAGCUGGUCUUCCGGCUGGUGUCAUCAAUUUUAUCCCCGCUGAUGGUCCAGUGUUUGGAGAUACUGUUACUGCUUCACCAGAUUUAGCUGGCAUCAACUUCACCGGAAGUGUAGGAACAUUUAGGAGACUCUGGAAACAGGUUGGUCAAAAUCUAGAUAACUACAAAAGCUAUCCAAGACUUAUUGGAGAAUGUGGUGGCAAGAAUAUGCAUUUUGUUCAUCCAACGGCCAAAAUUGACCAAGUCUUUUACGGUGCUAUCCAGAGCGGUUUCGAGUACUCCGGACAGAAAUGCUCAGCCUUGUCGAGAAUGUACGUACCACAGUCGAUGUGGCCGGAAGUGAAAGAGAACCUGAUGAAGAUUCAUGAGCAGAUGGUAGUUGGGACGCCUUUGUUCGGAGAAACAUUUGUAUCUGCUGUCAUAGAUGACAAGGCAUAUGCAAGAUGUAAAAGUUACCUAGAUCAUGCAAAGAAAUCCUCAGAUCUGAAAAUAGUAGCUGGUGGAAACUGUGAUGAUAGCAAAGGAUACUUUAUAGAACCAACAAUAAUCGAGUCAAGCAAUCCUAAAGAAAAAAUGCUUCAAGAGGAAAUUUUUGGGCCUAUUGUGACAGUGUAUGUGUACCCAGAUGAGAAGUACAAAGACACAGCCAAACUUGCUGCUGAAACUUCACCGUAUGCUCUUACAGGGGCUAUAUAUUCUCAAGAUCCAAAGGUGAUUGAAGAAUUGUCAGAUAUUUUCCAUGAUUGUGCUGGUAAUUUUUACAUCAAUGACAAAUCCACUGGUUCCGUUGUGGGUCAGCAGCCAUUCGGUGGUACCAGGCUUUCAGGUACAAAUGACAAAGCUGGUGGACCUUACUACCUGUUGAAGUUUGUAUCCCCACAGUCAGUGAAGACUAGAAAUGUACCAAAAACAACAUGGAAAUACCCUAGUAUGGACAAAACUCCAUCAAAAGACUUUAAGGUGGACAAGCAGUCCUUCCCCCAUGUUAAAUAAGAUGUCAAGUAAAACAGAGAUCAAAGGCCAGUUUGUACAAGUAUUCCAGGAUAUAAACAUUAACAAGACUUGAAUUUUUUGAAGUUAAGAAAUAGUUGUUUAAAUGAUGUGGUGUAUUUUUGAUAAGAUCUUUGAAGAGAACAAAACUGGCUUGAGAAGGAAAUUUGCUACACUAGGCAUCAAAGUUAUAUAUAGCUAAAUUUGAAAACCAGUCUCAGAAUACUGUCUUGCUAUUGGUCAAUUUCGAAAUUGUCUUCAGAAACAACCAAUCAGAUGCUGUAGUUCUUAGACUGGUCUCAUAUUUAGAAAAAACCUUGGAUCCUAGUGUAAAUUUCAGAAAUGUUAUGAAGAUUUUUUCUUUACUAAGAUUUUAAAGCAGUGGUUUCUUACUGUUAGAUAUUUUAAAACCUUUAGCCUGCUGGCGGCAUGUUAUUUUGCUUCUGCUUUUGCGACCAGGGCAGACUGAUCAUGGCCUGAACUCUUGGCUGUUUAGUCAGUAAAUUUCCAGUGAACACCCCUUCAGAUAAUAAAUGGUACUGUCCAAAUUGGAAGAUGGACCAGUCCAUUUUAGAAAUUUAACAGGGUAAAGGUUAGAAUCAACUUUGACCGAAUUUGAACAAGUUCUUAAAUGUCCAGUUAUUGAGAACCUUUUAACAAACUUUCUGAGACAUUUCUCAGUUUAAAAACAGUAAAACUAUUUUAAACAUGUUUGUUGCUUUUGCUUAAUAUAAAUUAUUUUAAAUAAUGAACAAAGCUUGAGUGCACUUUUUUAUUAUCUACAUUUUGGGUUUGAAGAAUUGCUUCAGUAUUGCUUAGUGAGAUUUUGUGAUUUAUAAAUGUUUUCAGUCAGUUUAUUUUUUGACUGAUGAUUUAUGAUGCCAGAGUGAACAAAGUUGAAUACCUAGAAGGUAUAUGUGGUUGUUGUUAUCUGUUUGUUUUAAGUGCUGGUUAUGUUUUAACAUUAGCCCCAGAUGUGUAAGGUUGAAAGGUGAGCUUUCAAAAGAGACUUAAAUAAGUUUACUGGUAUAUCUAUAAGAUAUGCAUUGAAAUCAGCAUAAUGUUUACUUUGUAACAAUAUUUUGAUUCAGUUUUCUUUUCUGAAGAAUAGAUUUGUCAAAACUUCUAUUGAGGAAAACCUUUGUCAGAACUUCUGUUGAGGAAAAGAUUUGUCAGAAUAUGUAUCAAGGAAAACAUUUGUCAGAACUUCCAUUAGGUAAAACAUUUGUCAGAACUUCUAUUGAGAAAAACAUUAGUCAGAACUUUCAUUGAGAAAAGGAUUUGUUAGAACUUCUGUUGAGGAAAACAUUUGUCAGAACUUCCAUUGAUGAAAACAUUUGUCAAAACUUCCAUUGAGGAAUAUAUUUGUCAGAACUUAAGUUAAAGAAUAGAUUUGUCAGCACUUCCAUUAAAUAAUAUAUUUGCCAGAACUUCAGGAAUGGAUUUGUUAGAACGUACUGAAAACAACAACAACUGUAAUUAUGGUAAAAGGACUGUAAGAGAGGUUUUGCAAAUCUUAAAUUGAUUUUAGUAGUUGCAGUCAUUUUGAAAGAUGAUAUUUAGAUAACCUCAGCAU